UUGAAAGUAUACGGAUGGCUUGCCAUGUAUGAAAAGGAGUGCGUUAACCUGGCAGAAGAGUGAGGAGUAAUCCGUAAUGGUAAUUAAGAGAUUUGAAAUACUUGGGGUGAAGCUGCUGGGAAAAGGAAGGCCUCGUAAUGUUUCAACGUGAGAAAUCUCCAUAGGAGGUGCCCUUGGGUUUUGUUAGCGGGGUCCUCCUGGGAGUAAAACAUCUGAGGGCUUCUGUAUGGGGAGGAACUCGGGAGAAUUACAAGAAGUCAGCUUUUAAAGUGGAUUAGUUGAGCUAGAUCAAACAAUUUGGUUUGGAAGUUAAUUUAAACUCCCCUGUUCGUUCGACACGGAUUACCUCUGCCAUGUAGACAAAUCCUUAAAUACACACAGGGGCUUUACAACUGCAAGAAUUGCGGUGAAUUUCAGUUCUUGGGAUUUGCAAAGCCAUCACCUGGGAAACUAUGGACAGCAUAACAGAGGCCCGUAGAAGGCAGAAGUGGUCUGUGGAUCCACGAAACAGUGCCUGGAGUAAAGAUGAAAAUAAAUUUGGACAGAAGAUGCUGGAGAAGAUGGGCUGGUCCAAAGGAAAGGGUCUUGGUGCUCAAGAACAAGGAAACACAGAGCACAUCAAGGUUCACGUGAAAAACAACACGCUGGGUUUAGGAGCAUCCAUCAAUCACGAGGACAACUGGAUUGCUCAUCAGGAUGACUUCAACCAGCUUCUGGCUGAACUGAACGAUUGCCACGGACAGGGUGAAACAGAGUCCUCAGUGACUAAUCAGAAGACGACAUUUAGUCUCGAGGAAAAAUCCAAAUCCUCCAGGAAACGUGUCCAUUAUAUGAAGUUUGCAAAAGGUAAGGAUCUCUCUUCACGCAGUGAAGAUGAUCUGUCCUGCAUAUUUGGGAAGCGACAGAAGACUACAAAGACGCAGGAGGAUGCCACUGAUCCCGAGUCUCAGGAGGAGAAGCAGAGAGACCCCUGGCUGUCUGAGCCUGCAGACGGUCCCAAUACAGUGAAGAGUGGUCUCACUGUGCAGGAAUAUUUCGCCAAGCGCAUGGCAAAAUUGAAGGGAUCCCAUAAAGAAACAGAAGUAAAGUCAGACGAUUGCUCCCCAACCACAGAAGAAGCCUUGGAGCUUUCAGAAGAACUGAAAACCAAAGCUAAGAAGAAAAAGAAGAAGCAGAAGAGUGAUGAGGCAGAGAGUACAGAACACUGUGAGAAACCAAAGGCAAAAAAGUCUAAGAUAAGUAGCUGGAAUGGAAAUGAACUGGAUGCUUCUUUAAAUGAAUGUCACUCAGGGAAAAAGAAAAGGAAGCAUAAAGAGCGGCACGAAGAGGAAAGCGUUAGUAAUGAUGAAAAUAUGGGCAAUGGAGAAGUUUAUAUGGGAAUAUCUGAUGGGGAGGACCUUUGCACAGAGGACUCAGAGACAAAGCAGAAGAAACGCCAUAAGAAGAAGCACAAAAAGCAAAAAGAGGAGACAGGUGACUGUACUGAAGGAACGCAGAGAAAGAAAAAGAAGCACUGCAAGUCGAUUUAACCAUUUAAGAGUCAAGGUGGGACUUUGAGGCGGUUUGAACUUUAUCACGUUGGAUGAGAAGCCUACACAAACCCCAGCCAAACAUCAGAUGGCAAUUCAGCUUUGAGUACACUUGAGCUCCUCAUCCACCUGAAACCACAGAUUGUAUUUAAAUAGAGCUCUUACAAGGGGGCUGAGAACGUGCUGACAGGCCAACAGGAGCUCCAGCUCCAGGGCCAAGGCUUGCACGUCUACCAAGCAAGACUUGAUUAAAAAGAAGACAACAGCUAUGCUUUGCCCUCCCGUUGUGGCAGACCCAAGGUUCACCUUAGGGGCUGUGCUUUAACACGGCAGAGCCUCCACCUUCAGCCCACGUUCACCCUGGAGUGACUCCAUUCACAACAGAUAACAGCAAGCAAAAUCGGGGCUGGUUUUAACCACUGUGGUUAGGACUGUGAAAACCAGUAAAUUGCCGUGUGCUGGUUCACACUGGCUGUGUUUUCUCAGUCCGGGGAGAUGAAAACAAAACAAAACAAAACAAAAAAAGUCAUCCUAUUGCUGCCUUUAUUAUUAAAGCCACCGUUGUUUUCACUUGUGAUAGCUCUGCUUCUGGAAACGGGAGGGGGGUUGCAAAGCUGUAUGUAUUUCUUUUCAUUGAUUUUUUUGCAAAGUCGUGUGUAAUUUUUUCAUUGAUCUCCCAUUUACGUAUAAAAACGACAUUGUUUUUCCCAAAACGCUUAGUCCUUAAUUAAAAGAUUACCCCUGAUUGUCAGUACUAAGGAAUGAAAUAAAGUAACUCCCUGUGUUCCCUGGCCAGUAGUUAACUAUUGUCAAGUAAUUAAGUUUGCAACAGAGGUACAGGAGCUGUGCCUUUCUUAGCCAUAUCUUAAUCUUUGAUUCCCAGGUAGCAUUCGUGCUACGUUUGGUGAUGCACCUCACAUUCAAAAAGCUGGAGAAGCAAGGUUUUCUAUGAAACAGGGAGACCAAAUAGAUUUUAAGAGCAUAGCUACUCCUCCGCAUUAAUAUUGCCACUUCCACACAGAAGCCUUGCAAUUUGUAACCAAAUCAGCAGCUGUUUCUCCUUGUCAACCUGGAAAUAAGUAAAGCUGGGACUCAGCACUGCCACAAGCCCUUGUGGAGGAGAGGUUAAACAUUCAGGCUGGAUUUUGGCACCUUCAUCUCACUCAGCAAAAAGCUGUCGGGGGAGAUGGGUGAGCUUGGAAGCGAAGUGGUGAAAUGGGAAGAAGCAUUCCCUGUCCUUGUGUCUGGUCCUGAUAUUGCCUCGGCCACAGCAAAUUGACAGCACAGCCCUGAAAGCCAGCCAGUUAUCGUGGCAUCACCCGGGGUAGCCAAGCAGAAUUUAAAUUCAUUAGCUGCUCAUUUGUCUUUGGGGCCUUCCUGUGUUUCAUCAGAGUAAAUCUAAACCAUCCCAAUGGCCUGCUCUGCUGGCUAAAUGGCCACGUUUGUGGUUGAGCCCAGCUGAGUCGCUGAACAUGGCUUGAAAAACAUUGUCAAGAUGCAGAUGUAAUGUGAAAAGAUUCCUUAAGCUGCCUUUAUGGUCCAGCAGGAGAAGUGUAGCCGACAAUACACAGCCCACAGGGCUUCAGAUGUCUCAGUUGCAGCUCAGUUGGACUUCUCACUUAAGGUACCUUGGUUUGCAACGCCAGGAUAUCUUAAGACCUAUCUUAAGGGCUUUCUUGCCCUGAGGACACACUCGUUCAUUGCAGCAAAAUUGCUGUACUUUUACAAUAUGGUAAAGGAGAACAAGAUGCCUUUCUCUAUGCUUCCCACUGGUGUCGUUUUCAACCCUUAGAGCAUUUUUUAACCCUUAGAGAAUUUGCUUUCCAGCUCUUUGCAAAUAUUUGCCCUUGUGAUGUUGCUGGGGCUGGGCUUGUUCCCUGCCUUCCUCAAGCGACUGAUCACUUAAACACCACGAGCUUGCUCUGGUUGUGAGCAAACUCUGUGCUUGACAUGAAAAAAAAAAAAAUCUUCUCAGUGGGAGAAGGCAGCAAAAUAAUUUUCAUGUUAUGUUGUGAAGCAUCCUAAGUUUUAAAGCAGCUCUCCCAGUUUCUUGCUUACUGCUUACUAAAUUUUUAUUUGUCGGUAGAAGCCCUGAAUGUUUCCCAUGAUUUUUUUUUUUUUUUAACUCUUAAGUGGCUGAACUUUACAAUCUCCUGGGGAUUUUAACUUGAAAAGGUGCUAGUAAAGGAAGAGGGUUUCCUUUGCCAAAUGCUGCUGGGUUUGUUCGCUUGUUCGCUGUAUUAAUCUUACACGAGUUUCUGUGUGCUGGAUCUUAUGGAAAGUGUUUGGCCAGAUUCCAGUGUUAGUUACAGCAAGAACAAACAAAAAAAGGGAAUAAAUCUUUAAAUGUGUGGUGUCACUACUGGUAAGCACAGGAGAUUUAAGGUUUAAAUCUGGCUCAGAUUGAAAUACGAGCUACAAAUAGAAGAUUCUCUAUUUGUGCAAUAAGUGGGAAUUUCACUUUUUCCUGGGAAACGUGGGAUUUUAUUUUAACGUGCCUCAAGCUCAAAGAGAAAUGGCAUGUGCAGAACUUGGGUUGUAGGAAAGAAUGACUUUGUGAUGUACUAGAAUUUGAAAAAAAAAAGGGAUUCAGCUGCACUUCUUUGUAUGUUAGUGAUCAGCCAACUCUGUAUUAUGCAACAAGAAGCUCUUCUUACCAGAUGCUGCCUUGCGAAGUGGAUGACAGACACAACAACAUAUUUCGAAGUAAUAAAUUAUUAUUUUUUGUUUGUA
This is a messenger RNA of Anas platyrhynchos (mallard), 4262 nucleotides long. It is a transcript of the gene PINX1, whose product is annotated as PIN2 (TERF1) interacting telomerase inhibitor 1. Gene Ontology annotation, molecular function: nucleic acid binding; telomerase inhibitor activity. Lineage: Eukaryota; Metazoa; Chordata; Aves; Anseriformes; Anatidae. Gene Ontology annotation, cellular component: nucleolus. The record is from RefSeq and is a predicted model, not a curated record.